GAUCCCAUUUCUUCACUUACAUCUUUCUACGCAUUAACAUUCAUCACAGCACAUACACUCAAAUCCCACCAUAGAAAUGUCAAGCAGAAGGUCAUCAAGAUCUAGGCCUUCAGCGCCUUCAAUGAUCACCGACGAUCAAAUCAAUGAUCUUGUCUCCAAAUUGCAUCAGCUUCUUCCUGAAAUCCGCAAUCGCUGCUCCGACAAGGUAUCAGCAGCGAGGGUGUUGCAGGAGACAUGCAGCUAUAUUAAAAGCUUGCACAGAGAGGUUGACGACUUGAGUGAGCGUCUAUCAGAGUUGCUGGACAACACAGACUCCACACAAGCAUCCAUUAUCAGGAGUCUGCUAAUGCAAUAG
This is a messenger RNA of Cynara cardunculus var. scolymus (artichoke), 355 nucleotides long. RefSeq names its product transcription factor PRE4-like. Lineage: Eukaryota; Viridiplantae; Streptophyta; Magnoliopsida; Asterales; Asteraceae. The record is from RefSeq and is a predicted model, not a curated record. Gene Ontology annotation, biological process: regulation of growth; regulation of DNA-templated transcription. Gene Ontology annotation, molecular function: protein dimerization activity. The transcript is spliced from 2 exons. The coding region runs from base 77 to 355 and encodes 92 amino acids.